GUGUGUGCGUGUGCGUGUGUGUCAGGCUUCACAUGCUCAGCGAGUUGGAGCACAGCUUCACGGAGCUGCAGAGCUCCGCCCCCAGCCUCAGCCAGCUGCCGCCUCACUUCACUGACCGCCUGGAGAUGACCCAGAACUCCUUCAGGGCCAAGGAGCCGAUCCUGGCCCUGCGCCGCGCCCUGCUCAGCCUGGGGCCGCAGUCCAGGAGCAAGGAGCUGGUGGGGGAGUGCUGGCUGCAAAGUGCCCGCGUGGCCAGGAAGGCGGGACAUCACCAGACGGCCUUCAACGCUCUCCUGAACGCAGAGAACACACACCUGGCCGAGCUGGUGACCGAGAAGGCCAAGUGGCUUUGGUCCAAGGGCGAUGUACACGAGGCGCUGAUCGUGCUGCAGAAAGGUGUGACCCAGUGUUUCCCUGACGACCAGCCGCUGACGGACCCCCGCAGCCUGCAGACUAAAAGCAGGGCCAUGCUGCUGGUGGGACGCUUCAUGGAGGAGACGGCCAACUUCGAGUCCAACGCCAUCAUGAAGGCAUACAAGGAUGUGACCAACCUCCUGCCUGAGUGGGAGGAUGGAAACUUCUACUUGGCCAAGUACUACGACAAAGUGAUGCCAAUGGUGACUGAUAAUAAGCUGGAGAAACAGGGGAACCUCAUCAGAUACAUUGUGACUUACUUUGGAAAAGCCUUGCAGUUUGGAAACCAGUACAUCUACCAGGCCAUGCCUCGCAUGCUUUCUCUCUGGCUGGAUUUUGGAGCCAAAGUGUGUGAGUGUGAGAAAGCUGGCCGGGCGGACAGGCAGAUGCGACAGGAGCUGGGCAAAAUCAACGCUGCGGUGAGCGAGCACUGCGACAACUUAGCGCCCUACCAGUUCCUGACGGCCUUCUCCCAGCUCAUCUCCAGGGUCUGCCACUCCAGCGACGAGGUCUUCACCGUCCUCAUGACCAUCGUGGCCAAAGUCUUCCUGAAGUACCCCCAACAGGCCAUGUGGCUGAUGACUGCUGUCUCCAAG
Notothenia coriiceps (black rockcod) is the source of this 1010-nucleotide messenger RNA. Its product is annotated as serine/threonine-protein kinase ATR-like. The transcript is spliced from 6 exons. Lineage: Eukaryota; Metazoa; Chordata; Actinopteri; Perciformes; Nototheniidae. The record is from RefSeq and is a predicted model, not a curated record. Gene Ontology annotation, molecular function: protein binding; protein serine/threonine kinase activity. Gene Ontology annotation, cellular component: chromosome; nucleus. The annotation marks the transcript as partial. Gene Ontology annotation, biological process: DNA repair; telomere maintenance; DNA damage checkpoint signaling.